AGAGAGAGAGAGAGAGAGGAGGGAGAUGGUGACUAAGGCAUGGAAGAUCAUUCCCAGACCUUUGCUCGAGACCAUCCUCAACAACCACGUCCAACACCACCGCGUCCCUCAACCUCUAAUUCUCCACGGCCCUCGCGGUGUCGGCAAAACCACCCUUAUCCUUGAACGUCUGCUUGAAAACUGGAAUAAGGGUCCUCAUAUCACAGGCUACGUCGACUUCGCACAAUCAAUCGAAGGCUACCACCCAAUACACGGCCAGUCAUUCCCAUGGGGCUCAUGGUUCAACUGCCCACCACCAGCUCUCCCUAACCUCCGAACCCAACUCGAAGAAACCCUCGAAUCAAUGACCCAUAAGGCAAUAAAACUCGGUACCAUUAGCUCCCACCAAAUCUUCACUACCCUCAGCAAAUGGCACCACCUCAACACCGCACUUAAACGCAUAAUUCAAUCGACUAAUAGCAAUUCUAGCUCGAAAGCAUUAUCGGAUAAGGUUUCAAGUUCGAAUCUAUGGGAUCAGGCGGUUUUCGCUCUAUCUGCUCGAGUAAAUGCCCAAGAGAUUGAGAGGCUUUUGGGAUUGGGAGAGAAGGGAAAGAGCGUGGGCAUGGACGAGGCUUCAUAUUAUAAAGAAGCAUUUGUUGCGUUGAAAUUGGCAAAAGAGGUGAUAAGGGUUCAGCAAGGGUGGAGGGCUAAUGCUAUUAAGGAAUUGAAUAGGAAGGGUGGGUUCUCUAGGUCUUUGGCGACUUCGGCAACGGAUUGGCCGUCUUUGUUGCUCGAAUUGUUAUCUGCUGCUGCUGAAAUUGAUUACUUUCAGCCGAAGCUCGUAUUAAACAAUGUCGAUGUUUUGAGGAAUGCCGUGUUAACAGAUGAUUCAACCGUCUGUGCAUCAAUGUAUCAUGAUAGUCUCAUAUGGAGAAUAAUUGCUUUGGGUGCAAAUGAGCGGUGUCUGCCUAUCAUUCUCGUGUCAUCAGAUAGCUAUUAUUCAUACCGAGCUUUUCUGGAUUUUGGAUUCCCAGACAUUUUCAUAUCCCGUGAGACCUUUGGAUGGACUCCACAAGAAGCCAAAAUGCAUAUGGUCGCUGAUUAUUUCAGUCACUCCGAGUGGAAUGUGAUCGUUGAGGUGCUAGGGCCAAAUCCACGACAUCUUUUUGAGCUUUUUGCGCUUAAACAAAGCAAUUAUUACCAGAAGUAA
This is a messenger RNA of Ilex paraguariensis (yerba mate), 1189 nucleotides long. NCBI's taxonomy places the organism in Eukaryota, Viridiplantae, Streptophyta, Magnoliopsida, Aquifoliales, Aquifoliaceae. The record is from the annotation of a GenBank genome assembly.